This is a messenger RNA of Penicillium pulvis, 1671 nucleotides long. RefSeq lists its product as uncharacterized. The coding region runs from base 1 to 1671 and encodes 556 amino acids. The transcript is spliced from 2 exons. The record is from RefSeq and is a predicted model, not a curated record. Lineage: Eukaryota; Fungi; Ascomycota; Eurotiomycetes; Eurotiales; Aspergillaceae.
AUGACGUUUCAGGUUCCCCUAAACAAAAGUUCAUUGGAUGUUCACUCUCUCGGGAAGAUUGAUGGCUGGCACUAUGCAGACGGAGUGGAGCAGUACUGCGGCAUCCCAUACGCAGACCUUCCCAAACGCUGGACGCGUUCUGUGCUGAAGACUUCCUGGCCAGACAGAUAUCACGAUGGGACUCAGCUGGGUAAUAACUGCCCACGUCCUCAAGUCUCGGGAAGUGAUUCUAGCCCGAUGAAUCCUUUCAUACCAGUCCCCCCAAACCCAACCUUCACAAGGACUCCCAUAAGCGACGAAAAAUCCGCGCUCGUCUUAAAUAUCGCCACAGCUCAAAAAUCUUCUGCCGAGCCGGCAAAGCAGAAGCUUCCUGUCUUUGUGUGGAUCCACGGCGGGUCUUUGUUAUUCGGAAGCGUAAAUUAUGGCAUAUACGAUACCGUGAAUCUCGUUUCCCACAGCAAGACCGUUGGACUCCCCAUAGUCGCCGUGAGUAUCAACUACAGACUCGGAUUGGGUGGGUUCCUGGCUGGCGCGAAGAUUGCAAAAGAGUUAAAGCGAGAUGGGUUUGCUGGGGACGGCAAUUUCGGUUUCACAGAUCAAAAAGCGGCGCUGGACUGGGUACAGAGGUAUAUUGAGAAUUUCGGAGGAGAUCCUAGCAAUGUUACUGUUGUGGGACAAUCAGCAGGAGGCGUCAGUAUCGGCCACCACAUGGCGUCGAAUCAUCCAAUGAAGUUCCACCGCGCAGUUUGCAUGUCCGGUGUUGGGACAACUUUGCGGGCAUUGUCACUGGAGGAACAUGAGAACUUGUUCCAAAGCACGUGUCGCUAUUUUGAUAUUGACCCACAUGCUCCAGAUGCAUUGGAUCGUUUGCGCCAAAUUGAUCAGCAAGUUCUGGCCGAUGCAGACAGUGUCAUUCAGGGUGUGCCAACUAGCACUGGAAAUCCAUGUCUGGAUGGUUGGUUCUAUGCACACGACCCCCAGGAACUCACAGAAGCACCCAGCUAUGUGAGAUCCUUCAUGUUCGGUGAUGUUCAUGACGAGGGAGUCAUUUUCAUCUUGAGACUGAGAAAGGACACAUAUGACAUCGUUCGAGCUACGCUUAUGGAGCAUGUCCAAGAUGAAAGCUUCCUCAAUGCUGCAUUUGACGAAUAUGGCAUUACCCCGGACUUGGCGCAGGCUGUACUCAUCGAUAGGGUAUGCACGAUGGCCGCCGAGGCUGUAUUCAAAAUCGAGAAUUAUCGGACCGCAAUUGUGAACAAGCGUCUCCAGGAAGAAGGUGCACUCUUCAAAUAUCACUUUGACCAGCGUUCUCGCAUCCACAAUAUCCUCCAGGGUAAGUCCUACCACGGCUUCGAGGUGAUUUAUCUAUUUCGGAAUCUCGACACAGAGCUCAAUGAAGCGGAGCGCGCAAUGGGGGGUGAUCUUCAAACUGCCUGGCUUCGAUUUGUGUAUGGCCAGGCUCCAUGGGAGCAAGAAUCUGAUACCAGUCUGUGGAAGAUUUGGGGCCCUAAUUCUGAAGAGAAGAUUGAGACAGAAGAACAAGACGAGCCCAUCCACCAUUACUCUCGGUUUAAACGGGUGAUCUUGCUGGGUUCUGGAGGCUUGUGGGAAAGAUAUGUGAAGGGGCUAGAUGCCCUGGUUUUGAGAAAGGUUGAUAGAAAAGGAAGUUGA